This is a messenger RNA of Synchytrium microbalum, 1455 nucleotides long. RefSeq lists its product as uncharacterized. Gene Ontology annotation, cellular component: U2-type spliceosomal complex; RES complex. Gene Ontology annotation, molecular function: RNA binding. The transcript is spliced from 6 exons. Lineage: Eukaryota; Fungi; Chytridiomycota; Chytridiomycetes; Synchytriales; Synchytriaceae. Bases 1 to 1455 code for a protein of 484 amino acids. The record is from RefSeq and is a predicted model, not a curated record. Gene Ontology annotation, biological process: mRNA splicing, via spliceosome.
AUGCAGGCAUAUCUGGCCAAGAACUAUCUGUCGGGCGACGCACCUACUCAAAAUAAGAAGAAAAAACCCAAAAAGGUCGCAAACGCAACAACCCGUGUUGUCGACGAGGAGGUCGAUGACUGGAAGACUCGGAAGCCAUCUGGAGCUGAUGAAGACGUUGACGAAACGGCUCCGAUAAUAGUAGACGAUGCUCCAAUACAAGAUUCGCCAUUCAAAUCAUCUAAUUGGAAGAGGAUUCAAGGCAAUGACGAUAAUGAUGACGAGGAGGAAGCUCAAGCUGCUCUAGACGCUCGACAGUCUGGUAGAUAUGAAGAAGAUGACGCAGAGGAUGAUAGACCACGUAAACGUAGGAGGCGUCACUCGUCGGAUGAUGAACAAGAGGAUAUCCGUAGCAACCAUCGUACUGCUUCAUCACCAGACUCGAAUAGAGGGAGGAGGAGAAGAGACUCAUCUACUCCACCACCUACAUCAUCGCAUAAUAAAGCAAAAAUGUCUGAUGGUACAUCGGCUGGCCUACAAACCUCGGCAAUGGUAAAAGCUGAUCUCGACAAGGCCAAACGAGAACAAGAUGCCCAACUAGCUCAAUUGGGCAAUCGUGGAGGCCGUGACGCUGAAACUAUAUAUCGUGACAAGACGGGUCGAAAAGUAGAUGUAGUCGCUGAACGGGCUGAACUGCUAGCUCAACGACGAAAACGUGAACUCGAGGAAGAAAAGCAAAUGGAAUGGGGUCGUGGAUUGGCUCAAACUCGGGAAAAAGAAGAAGAAUCAAAGAGAUUGGAAAUUGAACGCCAUGCUCCGCUAGCAGUGUAUAAAGAUGAUGUGGGUUAUAACGAAACAUUGAAACAGCGUGACCGAUGGGGUGAUCCUAUGGCUGGUCUGGUCAAGAAACCUGUAGCUGGAAAGAAGGAAUAUCCUAAAUAUAAAGGUCCUUGGGCUCCUAAUCGAUUCGGUAUACCGCCUGGAUAUCGUUGGGAUGGUGUUGAUCGAGGUACUGGAUUUGAAAACAAGCUCUUCCUCAGUAAGAACUCAAAAGGUGCCACAGUUGAUGCAGCAUACAAGUGGUCUACCGAGAGCAUGCAGGACGAGCUGAAAUUCAAGAACUUUUCCAAGAACCCAUUUGCAUUCUCUCACGCCACAAUUGAUAGGGACUAUGUCUUUAUGUGUGGUCAGCUUGCCAUGAAGGAUGGCAAAUUCUCGCAAGGGACGAUUCAGCAUGAGACGACUACUGCUAUGGAUAUGUUUGGUGCUGAUCUGAAGGAGCUUGGAUUAAGUUUCGCCGAUGUGGUCAAGCUAAACUUGUUUGUUACAUGUCUAAAGAAUCCAGCUGAAGCUUUAUAUCUCGUAUUACGUACUGAGAAGUGCUUUGAAGAAGGAAAGGCUCCAAGCUCAACUAUUGUUGGCGGAAAGAUCGAGAUUGACCUCACAGCUAGGAUUCCAAAGGGUCACAAAUUAUAA